Messenger RNA from Nilaparvata lugens (brown planthopper), 2564 nucleotides. It is a transcript of the gene Pino, whose product is annotated as protein pinocchio. The record is from RefSeq and is a predicted model, not a curated record. NCBI's taxonomy places the organism in Eukaryota, Metazoa, Arthropoda, Insecta, Hemiptera, Delphacidae. The transcript has 4 exons. The coding region runs from base 562 to 978 and encodes 138 amino acids.
AACACACGCUAUCGCGGACAAACAACACAAUAUUGGCAAUACCUUGGCUUGAUUGUGCUUUCAAAAUAUACAUCUGUUGUUUAUUUCUUUACCUUGCACUUUUGAAGGACUGCUGUUCUUCUGAAUCCAUGUCACAAGUCGAAAAUUUUACUUCUUUAAAUCUCAGAGAGCUUUGUGGAUGAAGUAAAUACAUUAUUAUAAAAUCUAUUUAACUGUUAAUAAUAGAUUGUUUUCAUCCCAAUAAGUAGAAUUUUCAGUUUUACAAGAUCUUUAUCGUGGAUACUAAUUGAAACUUCCGAAUAAAAACUUAUUUUUUAUGUAAAAAAAGUAAUUUUGAAAAUAAAAAGCUGCUAGAGAUAAUUCAGUUUGAAUUCCGCGGUUGAGUGAAGUGCUGCUAACGGUGGAUGAAUAUGGAACCAAGAUUGGUAUUUGGUCGUUUUCAUUCAGACAGAAACAGAACAGUUUCAAAUUUUCCCCACACAGAGUAGGAGACUUUUUGAGGCUAUUUAAAAUUUUCAACUUUAUUUAAACAAAAUUCUUAUUAUUGCCAAUUGCCCAAAAAUGUCUCUAGCCAGUGUACAGAUGAACAGCGGCCUGUCCCACAGAAGCCAGAGUUUCGGCAGUGUAGGAUCGCUGGACGAUCUACACGGCUCAUGCGGCUACAGUGCGGCCUCAGAACAUGUCAUCUCCAUUGAAGAACUCCGCAUUCAGCUCAAUUCCUGUUUUACUUGUGGCGUGAACUGGCAAGACCAUCACGUGUCCCUGGACUGUUCGGAGUGCGGUGGUUACUCUCUGGAGAGACCGUGUCCCGUCUGCGACGGCCAGUGCAACACCCUCUGGAAACGGGACCUCACCAUGUCUCACGCGUGUGGAAAAGCCAGAUGGGAAGGCCAGUGCCAGCUUCUGCUGAAGCCGAUCUCCACCAAGGAUGAGUCACAUCUGUGCAAAAGACUCGAAAAACUGGCAGCCAGCUCGUGAUCAACAUCACUAAUCAAUGAGAAUGAGCUCGGCUCGUGGAAAUCAACUGGUUUCCGACGUCAUCAGAGGAUCGGCGCAGAGGGAUGUGAAUUUCCUAAACCAGUUGGAACCGGAUGCUAGUUUUUCCGUUGGGCUCGGCUCAGUAUUGUGCAUUAAUUAUUGGCUUCUGUGAAGUUGACAUUACCUUAUCAUCUGUGAAUUUCCCGUCAUCAUUGUAAAAACGUCCAUUGCAUUUCGCCGAACAUCUAUUUAUAAAUAUUUGAGUGUGUUUUUGUAAAGCAGUAGUUUGUAAGGUUGAACUUGUUUAAACUUAAAAUAAUUGCUAACGUAAUUUAAAUAAAUGACAUUUUUUGACAUCUUUAAGGGUUUUGAAUCAUAAUUACGAGAUUAUAGAGUAGUGUUAUUGAAUAUCGCAGAUUGACUACAUGUGAAAGCCCAAUAACAUUACAAUAUGAUACACCGUAACGUCUUAUAAACCCCUUAUUUGUCAACAAAAUCUUCAAUUUUUUGACAUGUUUCGUGUUUGGAUCACAUCGUUACGAGAUAUAAUGAAGUGACGUCAUGGUUAUUGGAGUUUGUAUAAAUUUGACCAUCUCUAACAGCCAAUAACGUUGCAUUAUGAUACAUCAUAACAUUAUCUGCAACCCUCAUUGUCGACACUAUAACUGCAGUUAUUAAGAAAAGGAUGCAACCUGUAAUUUGAUAGUCCAAUCCCCGAAUAUUUAUAUCGUUCAAAUUUAAUAAAAUUCUAGUUUUAGGUUAAUGAAAAAAUUGGCUUCAAUUGGGAUCUCUUUAACUUGAAGGUUUUGGGAUCGCUUUGUUUUUUAAUAUGGACUAGCUGGUAUUGAUUUCUUACUCAAAUCAUGAGACUUGAACUUAAUAGGUAAAUAUAUCCAUUUUCGAUGACAAAUUUCAAAUUCACAAUAUUUUUUUCCUCUUAAAAAAUGAAUGUUUCAACAUUUUGUUUUGAGUUCUGUCGUUUUCCUUCCAAUCACUGUUUUGAUAUUGUUAUUGUAAAUUAAAUAAAAAUUAGAUAAGAAUUGUUUAAUAUUGAACCUAGAAUCUAGUGUUGCAUCCUUAGUAGAAAUAUAUUUUGUAAGUUGUCUAGUUUAAUUUUGAGUUUCCUGACAAUUUAUUUCAAAGCGUGUGAUGUUAUUUCUAUCAAACUUAACACUGAAGUUUAAUAAAUUCUUUCUGAUUCAACUAUGAACUUCUAGAAUGAACUAGUAGUCUAGUCAAAUCACAGUGUAGUUUCACACUCUAGUUACCAUAUUCAUGAAGUUUAUCAAUUUUAAUAAUUAAAACUCUGAUUGUAUCUUCAAAAAAUCUUUUUCUGUAAAUUUUGAAACUUUGUACUUCCAAUUAAGCAAUAAUGUGAGUUAUUUUGUUGAGGUUUACUAUGUUCCAUUACUUACCAAACUCUAUUUUGAAAAACCUCCAAGUAGUAAUUUAUUUAUGUAUGAGUGUGAGUGAUAUUUUUAUAUUUUGUUACUGAAUGAAAAUGUUUCGAGUCCUGCUGAUUGUCUUUAGAAAUGAGAUCUGUGACUAUAUCAUUUUCUUUAAUAAUAAAUACUUUUGUUUAAAAA